Klebsormidium nitens is the source of this 1525-nucleotide messenger RNA. The record is from the annotation of a GenBank genome assembly. NCBI's taxonomy places the organism in Eukaryota, Viridiplantae, Streptophyta, Klebsormidiophyceae, Klebsormidiales, Klebsormidiaceae.
AAGCAUGAGCAAACCGGUGAGCAGCAGCUUUUGACUGGUAUAUGCUAAGCUCUGAUGAGUGAAAAUCUUCUCCUGGCAUUAGCGUUGUACUGAGAUUGUAUCUCUCAGAAGAUCGACAUGCUCAAAGAAUGGCUUUUGCAGCGAAAAGAAUCAGCAUGAUCUCAGAGAUGCUGAGUGGCAAUGUUGCAUGUGGAUCAAAUGUGGGACAGUCAAACUAUAGUGUUGAAGCACUAUAAGAAGGCGGUGAGCAUGACUGACAGCAUAUUGGAAUCAUCCUUGCUUAACUCGUCAGUUGUUUAAUUGCAAAAGCAGAAAGACAAGCUUGGUCUUGUGUUCAUCUCACUAGUAGGAUUCAACUAUGUACGCUGUAUGCUCAAGCGGAGUGUUGAAGAUAUAUUGCAAACCUGGCUUUCAGCUGCUGCACCUGAUGCAAUGCCAAGAGCUGCCCCUGCUGGCAGACCUGCUGCAAAUGCUGGGAAGCGCCAGUCCCAAUCAGUUCCUAGAGCUGAUCGUGCUAAUCCAGGUGAGCAAUGCUCAUUUCAACCAGCGACGCUCCAACAUCGCCACCGGGUUUCGGGAGAAGCUCUACGAGCUGGUCGGGCAUUCACGCCUCUCGAGCACGGCUCACCGGGCCGACGUCCCGGCUAGAGUGGCAGCACUUGCCGAGCUUGCGGCGAGCAAAACGUGGCUGCGUGGCGGAUGAAACUCCGACUCCGUGACCAACGACUACAAAGCGACGUCAUCUACAAGGCCGCUGCUGUUGCAUUAGGCGACAAAAACGCUUCACUCGCUGAGCCGCUCGGUGUCCGGACCGACAUGUCGGCGUUCAUCACCCAUGUGGGCGACCAGGGCCUCUUGGACAAGACGCUCAGCAGUACGCACGUCCAUCAGGACCGCAACAAGAUCGAAGACCUGGCCCGGCACAUCUGGCAGCUGCAUCUGGACGGCCACCUGCCGAACGACAAGUUCGAGGUCGUGCCCCACCGGAAACCCCCCCCGGCAGCCGACGAGAAUCUGAUUCACACCUUCCGCCUCCAAGGGCCGGACGAGGACGUGUACCGUAAGAUAGCGAAGGACUACGGGUCCUUCUUGAGACACCUAAAGUUCGUGGUCUGAGCCGGGGAGACGCCCGACAUCCGAGCGAAGGAGUGGAACGACAUCUUGACAAGGUCGUCCGGUGUUUACUGCUGCACGAGGCCUGAUUUGCGAUGAGGUCAAUGGUGAGAGUUGGAACCGAGAGUAGGCUAACCGAUCAAGCACAAGGUUUUGUCAACAGCUCGUUGACAGACACCGAACCACCGCUUCUAAGCUAAUAGGACAUGUGCUACUAGUACCGUACUGUGCUGCGCAAAGGUGAACCGACUGACUGCCGUUGAUUCCUUUCUUGUGACAUUGACCAGAAAACGGUGUUCAGGUUGAACAUAGGAGCCAAGGAAAUCAAUACUCGAGUGGAUUGGCAACGAGCAUCGAAUUAGCCACUGAAUGGAUGCCACGCGCAUACCGGCGAGCCUGCAAAUAAGCGCCG